Messenger RNA from Dentiscutata heterogama, 293 nucleotides. Lineage: Eukaryota; Fungi; Glomeromycota; Glomeromycetes; Diversisporales; Gigasporaceae. The record is from the annotation of a GenBank genome assembly.
AAGAAAUUAGAGCUGUUGCAAUUGACGCAGAUUUGCGCGAUGAACGAGUUAUUGCAAUUGACGCAGUUUUACGUGCUAGUAAAGUUUGUCAGAGUGUUUUUAAUAACCUUGUAACGAGUGAUACUCUUAUUAAAAAGGAUAAAACACCUGUAACAAUUGCUGAUUUUAGUGUACAAGCCGUAGUAAACACUAUAUUAUGUAAGUUUUUUCCGAAUGAUCCUGUUGUUGGAGAGGAGGAUUCAAAAGACGCUAUUGAUAGAGGAACUUACUCUGGUGGCCCAAAUGGAAGUUAG